AUGGUUGGUAAAAAACGCCAAGAUUCACCUUCCAAAUCGGAAGCUUUGACAAAAGCAUUAGAAAAGAAAGCAAAGGUUGUACAAAAUAUAGAGAGAAUCCGUCAAUCUAUUAGGGAAAAGACUAUUUCUUUUAAUCCUAUUGAGCUAGAAUGUAGAUUGGACAUAUUGACAAGUUAUAUAGACCAAGCAAUGAAGCUUCAGUCUGAGGUUGAUAAUUUAGAUCCCAAUAAUGAUGACAGAGCUGAGCUUGAGGAUAUUUGUGUAACAACAAAAUCAUUGUUUUUAAGUAUCUUGGCUAAAACUAGAAAAUCGAGUGUGCCUGAAACAUCGUUUAGUGUACAGUCACACCAGUCGAGAUUACCAAAUAUGAAGCUCCCUAAAUUCAGCGGAAAAUAUUCCGAUUAUAAAAACUUUAUGAGCCUAUUUGAGAACUUGGUCCACAAUGAUCCGAUGUUGACAGACAUAGAAAAAUUUAACCAUUUAAAAUCAUGCUUGUCCGAAGAAGCUUUAGGAACAGUAAAAGCUUUUCAGAUUUCUGAAGAAAAUUAUCCCAAAGCUUUAGCUAGUUUAAAGAAGGUUUACGACAAUGAAUGUUUGAUAUUUUUCGAUAAUAUCUCUAAACUUUUUGAUCUUCCAGAGAUCACUAAACCUUCGGCUUCUGCUUUGCGAAGCAAAGCUGCAAUUUAUGAUUCUCUUUUAUCUAUAGGAGAUGAUAAAAAGAUUACAAAUGCUAUUUUAAUCCAUUUAGUGAUGUCAAAAGUAGAUCCAGUGACCAAAUCUAAGUGGGAAGAACAGCUAGAUUUCGAAAAGCUGCCACUAUGGUCAGACUGUGAAGCCGCCUUGAACAAACGGUAUCAGCAUAUUGCUGCUGAUGAAUCUUCAAGUUCAAGGCCGAGGUUUAAUAAGAACAAAACUGACAAUUCUACAAAGAAAAAUAAUAAAACAUCACUAAAUUGUACGAAAUCAAGACAAUCUACUGACAAAUGCUUAUUUUGCAAAUCAAAUCAGCAUAUAGUUGUUAAUUGCCCUUCAUUUGCAGCUGAGCCUGUACUUCAAAGAUUUGAUUUUAUAAAAUCUGUGCCAGCUUGCAUCAAUUGUUUGAAAAAAGGACAUACAGUAGCUAGAUGUUCAGCACCUAAGUGUAGAAUUUGCAGUGCGUCUAAUAGCAACUUUGAACAGCAGUCAACUUCUAACGCGUCAGUAAAUUACUCAUCUUCUGAUGAUAGAAUUAUUCUAGCGACAGCUGUAGUAAAAGUUAGAAAUUGUUCUGGCAAUUUUAUAUUAGCCAGAGCUCUUUUAGAUUCCGGUUCUCAACCAAACUUGAUAACUGAGGAACUUGCACAGCUACUACGAUUAAAAAGAGAAGGAGGUAGAUUGAAGUUGAAUGGCAUUUGCGAAACAAAUUCAUAUUCAAAAUCUUGUGUUAAUUUAACUGUCACGUCGAGGGUUAACUCUACUCAAUUUACUUCAAAGUUUUGGGUAUUGAGUUCUAUAACUAAUUUACAGCCUGAUCAUUCAAUUAGUACAACUAGCUUAGAAAUUCCUAAAAAUAUAGAAUUAGCUGAUCCUUGCUUUCACAAACCCCAAAGGAUUGACUUAUUAAUUGGCGCAGAGAUAUUCUUUGACUUAAUUUGUGUCGGACAAAUUAAAUCUGGUCCUAGUCUUCCAAUUUUACAGAAGACUUCUCUUGGUUGGAUUGUUACUGGAAAGUAUAAUCAAUCAAAGGGAUCUAACGCCAAUAAUAAAGUUUUUCAUAUAAAUUCUUCUAUUGAAAACGAGAGCAAUAUAGAUUCUAUCGUUAAAAAAUUCUGGGAAUUAGAAGAAAUUCCGAAAGAAUCGACAAAAAUAUAUUCUGAAGAGCAGCAGGAAUGCGAGGAAAUCUUUAGAAAUUCAGUACGACGUUUAUCGUCAGGACGAUUUGAAGUCUCAUUGCCUUUCAAAUCUGAUACAAAAUUGCUAGGUUCAUCUUUCGAAACCGCUAAAAGAAGAUUUCUUUCAUUAGAACGAAAACUUUCUAAAAAUAAUGAAAUCAAGCAAAUGUAUCAUGAUUUUAUGAAAGAGUAUUUCGACUUAGGUCAUAUGUCAAUUGUAGACAAAAUACCAGAUUUUCCUUAUUAUUUCAUUUGUGACAAAUUUUGCUUUAAAUGA
This is a messenger RNA of Lucilia sericata (common green bottle fly), 2148 nucleotides long. RefSeq lists its product as uncharacterized. The record is from RefSeq and is a predicted model, not a curated record. Bases 1 to 2148 code for a protein of 715 amino acids. Gene Ontology annotation, molecular function: zinc ion binding; nucleic acid binding. NCBI's taxonomy places the organism in Eukaryota, Metazoa, Arthropoda, Insecta, Diptera, Calliphoridae. The transcript has a single exon.